Striga hermonthica is the source of this 423-nucleotide messenger RNA. The record is from the annotation of a GenBank genome assembly. Lineage: Eukaryota; Viridiplantae; Streptophyta; Magnoliopsida; Lamiales; Orobanchaceae.
AUGGCGAAAACCAAGAAAGAGCUGCUCGCGUCAGCGCCAUGGAGGGUGGGACCACAGGAGGACAGCGAUAAAUUCAAAGACGCGAGGAUGAAGGUGACGUCACAGCCCGGUACAACAUCCAAGAUGCAUGUCCCGGGCAAGAAGAAGUACAAAUCCAAUAACGACGACGUUGGAGAAGAUCCCCUGACCGAAAUCGACCCCGAGCUGCGCUACAGCUUCCAGCGCAAUGUCCAGUUUCUUGAGCGGGUGUUUAGCAUUGAUACGAUUGUCAAACCUCUUCCACCUGCAAUGGCGUAUUAUGCCCAGCGCAAUUUGAGAUUUUUCACGAGGAUCUUCACACAGUUCUUUGAUCCCGAUGGCAUAGCCGAUGCACAGAAAUCACUUGGAUUGGGCCAGGAAAAGAGAGAUCGUAGAGUUGGUUGA